AUGCCCACCAUCUCACCUCCCACCGUCGUGCAGAGGAGAAGCCAUGCCAUCAUCUCAUUCUCGCAAAGCAAACAAACUGGGGGUCCCGGGUGUACGUAUGCAGCACAUGUUACCUGCCCAACCAUGGUCAUUCACCGGAUCGCUCCUGCUAAUAUGCUGCUCAUCUCAUCGCCGUACUUGCUUCUCUCCCAUGAAUACUCGAGGCUUCCACUCUCUAUCCAUAAUACUACUACGAAUACUUGGCAAGCAUGGGAAGGUCCAACUCUAGCCCACAUGUUCCGCUUGAACCUGGCUCUCCCCAGUUUCCUAUCUGAACGGAGCUGGGAAGAGGCCGGCUCCAGCUUCCCCUUGCUCUUUUCUUCUCUGUCUGCCCGAUUUGGUAUUCACUUCGCACUCUCAAAGGUGCUAUCCCACGCGGUCUGGUUUGAGGUUGUAUCGGAUAAGAAGACGGAUGUUGCUGCCAUGCUCGCCCGCAAAUGCGCUACGCCCUGCCCUACGGAUUUCCAUCCACGGUCAUGCCUGUCCUGCAUUGCCAUUCUUCAAUACCCCCGCCUUGCCUCUUUACGGUUUACCGGCACUGCCUUGCUCCCGAUCCUUUGCCUGCCCGUAACCCUGGGACAAGUCUUCAUUUCUCCGCCUUCUUCAGCAAUCUUCCGGCCUGGAUACUCCCUGCGCGAGAGCUCCCAAAUCAGCUCACAUUACCUCAUUCAGCUCAAGGCAGAGCCUCCGCUGCGACUCCCGAGUUUCCAGGGACGGAAGCUUCGCCUUCCACCUGAUGCGAACCCGGGUCAUUCCUCGCUGCGAUUCUCCCGCCUUUCCCGUCCCGUGUUGUGCACCAAGUACUCCGGUUACGCCCCAGUCCAGCCCACACGGGGAGAGAGGUUGACUUGUCUUGGCAUCCGUCCCAAUUACACCAUCACUACAUCUCUGCUCAAAGGGCUCAAGGGUCAAAGGACAUACUCGUACGUGAUAUGCCAAGGCCAAUCGCAACUUCCCAUCGGUCGUGCUCGGGAUCUGUUUUCCCUCCGACCCUGGCUGUGGUCACGGCCACGGCCACGGCUACGGUCACUCUACGGUCACGGUCACGGUGCUAACACUGCUGCGGCCGUGUUAUCGGACGGGCGGCGUGGGCGUUCAGCGGUGGAGACUGAGCGCCUCAUCCUAUCACCGUUUGAUCUCUUGCCGGCCGCCUCGCCGGAUCCCUACCCAGCCACCGUCAACACGUGCUACAGCCUACCAACGCCUGAUUGUAUUCCGUUCCGCACCCAACGCUCACCUUCCUUUCACUCCAAACCGUUCGCCCGACUUCUUCCCUCCAUUCUAGCGCCAUCUCCGGCUCUGUUCUACGGUUCUGCUACGGAAGCAGCCAGCCAACCAACCAUCCGUUCACCGUGCUCAACAAAUCCGCCCCUUACCACUACUAGCACCACUACUAGCACCACCACCAUCACCACAGACACUCACCCCAAGAAGGAAAAGAAUCGCAAAGAGAUGCCGUCUACAGUCAAGAAAGCCCCCGAAACUUGCCCGUCCCAGCCGCACGGUCCUCGACCCCGAAUCGAAUUGGACCCUUUCUGGAAGCUUAACCAAAGCGCCAUCUGCCAAUCGAAAUCAUCAACGACGACCGCAGCGUCUACAGAAGUCCCCUCGCGACCAUCCAUCCGUCCCAACACGGGUCCAUGGCUGAGGCCUGAAAUGGUCAACCCAUGGUCAUCUUUAUGCGGUUUGGAGCCUUCGCUGCAGUCCACGUGCUGGCUUGGCAAUAGACAAGGUGUGAUGGCUGUGUUGCAGCACUACUUGAUGCCCGACUACACUUGCUAUACAGUAGUACGUGCCAGCAUCGUCAAUGCAGCAUUACGAUACAACGACGGAACCGUAGGCACUGGUAUCCGUCCGUACUCCGACCAGAUUCCUUCUAACCGCCGCUCUCACUUUCUACAAGCCCAAGAUAUCACCGAGAAAUCUUGGAUGGCAUCGGUGUGUGCGCCCGUAUUCGAUUGCUUGGUUCAUGCGCGCAACACCACUCCCACAUGUUAUGGUGUCGAAGCAGGAAAGGCACAAGAGAGGUCGAAUGUCCCCUCCCUGCGAGUCAGCCCCGUGCAGAAUCUGAUGCAUGGAAACAUCUGA
This is a messenger RNA of Colletotrichum lupini, 2127 nucleotides long. RefSeq lists its product as uncharacterized. The coding region runs from base 1 to 2127 and encodes 708 amino acids. NCBI's taxonomy places the organism in Eukaryota, Fungi, Ascomycota, Sordariomycetes, Glomerellales, Glomerellaceae. The transcript is spliced from 11 exons. The record is from RefSeq and is a predicted model, not a curated record.